Messenger RNA from Vicia villosa (hairy vetch), 3571 nucleotides. RefSeq names its product putative pentatricopeptide repeat-containing protein At3g16710, mitochondrial. The coding region runs from base 183 to 2357 and encodes 724 amino acids. The record is from RefSeq and is a predicted model, not a curated record. Lineage: Eukaryota; Viridiplantae; Streptophyta; Magnoliopsida; Fabales; Fabaceae. Gene Ontology annotation, molecular function: protein binding. The transcript is spliced from 3 exons.
AGACUUGAAGCGAAGUGAUUCAAGUGAAGCAACAACAAACAAACACUGUGAUUCAGGCAUUUACAUUGUUUGACAAACAUGCUUUCUAGGUCAGAUUUCAAUUUCCCAAUUUAUCUCUCUUUCUCUUCAUUUUUCAUUCAUUCUCUGUAACUCUCAACAUUCCAUUAUCAAUUUACAAAUUGAUGUUUGUUUCUAUGGCCGUAAAGCUUCAAUCUUUAACACACCACACUCGAUUCCUCAAAUGGGUUUAUCUAUCUUCAACCAGUAGUAUUCAACCUAUUUCACAAACCAUUGAAAUUGUAAACCCCAAUUAUGAUUUCGACCAAAAUAUUAACUUUUUGAGGAAUAAGCUUGCCCCAGAUAAUUUAAUCCAAGUUUUGAACCGUACAAGUGAUUUAAACUCAGCACUGAAGAUUUUCAAAUGGGCUUCAAUACAGAAGAGUUUCCACCAUACUUCUAGUACAUAUUUUGAGAUCAUUUUGAAACUGGGUUUAGCUGGAAAUGUUGUAGAGAUGGAGGAUUUUUGUCAUAAUAUGGUGAAGAACAGGUUUCCAGGUGCUGAAGUAGCUCUUGUAUCAUUGAUUCAUACGUUUGUUGAGCAUUGUAGAAUUAAAGAAGCGAUGAUAGUUUUAGCGAAUAUGAAUUCGGGGGGUUAUAAGCCCCCGGUUGAGGUUUUUAAUGCUUUGUUAUGUGCUAUUGUGGAGCAAGAAAGUAGAGAUUUUCAAAAUGCUUUGUUUGUUUAUAAAGAGAUGGUGAAGGCAGGAGUGUUACCUACGGUCGAUACUUUGAAUUAUUUGUUGGAGAUAUUGUUUAUGAUUGAUCGGGUUGACCUUGCUUUGGAUCAAUUUAGAAGAAUGGAGAAUAAAGGAUGUAGUCCAAAUAGUAAGACCUUUGAGAUACUUGUAAAGGGUCUGAUCGAAAACGGUCGAGUUGACGAAGCUGUUACUGUUUUAGAGCAAAUGCUCGAACUCGAAUGUCAACCGGAUUUGAGCUUUUAUUCCUCCACCAUACCUCUUUUUUGUAGGGAAAAUAAAUUAGAGGAGGGAGUGAAGUUGUUUAGAAGGAUGAAAGAUUCUGAUCUCAUGCCGGAUUCGUCUGUUUAUGAGGCUCUAAUACCGUGCUUGUGCAAAAACUUGCAGAUGGAUUUUUCGGUGUACCUGAUAAAUGAAAUGAUAGGAAGUGGUAUACAACUGAAUGAAAAUGUGUCUGUUCAUAUGAUAAAUUGCUAUUGUGAAUUGGGGAAAAUAGACGAGGCUAUAGUGUUUUUAGAGGAUAAGCAAGUUAAUGAAACUGCUCCUUUCAAUGCAUUGCUCGAAGGUUGCUGCAAUGCUGGUAAAAUUCUCGUAGCAAAUGUUCUUUUGGAAAAAAUGUCGGAGAGAUAUGUAGCUGAUUGUUUAUCUUGGAAUAUUCUCAUUAGAUGGCUUUGUGAGAACAAAGAGACUGAGAGAGCAUAUGCACUUCUUGGAAGAAUGAUCAAGUUCUCGAUUUUUCCUGACUAUGCAACAUAUUCAGCUCUUGUGGUUGGCAACUGUAGAUUGAGAAAGUAUGAUGAAGGAAUGAAACUAUUUCGUCGAAUUUGUGCAAGAUGUUGGAGUUUAGAUAUCGCCUCUUAUUCUGAACUAGUAGAUGGACUAUGUGAGGUCAACCAUUCUCAAUAUGCCAUUGAAGUGUUUUACUAUAUGUCGACGAAGCAAUGCUCUCUUCAUUCCCUCUCCUUCAACAAGUUGAUAAAAUGUGUAUGUGACUCGGGACAGGUCAACAUAGCGGUAAAACUAUGGCAAUUAGCUUAUUAUUGUGGUAUUUCUUGCUGUAAUGUCACACAAACUACUCUCUUGCACGAGUUGUCUAAAUUAGAUAAUGCAAAAAAUCUGUCAGCGUUCCUCUCACAAAUGUUGAUUGUUGGAGGCAUUCUUGACAAAGAAGCAUAUUGUAUCCUUAUCCGUGGCAUGAUUAAACAAAAUCUAGUAAAGGAAUGUGUUUUGUUUUUCAAUAUGAUGGUCAAUGAUGGUUUGGUACCUGAUCCAGACGAACUAUUUGAUCAACUUUCAUUCAUAGCAAAUCAUUCUCGGUUAUCUAUGAUUCCUAGUACCAUUGAAAAAAUUUCCGACAGCAAAAAAUUGAGUUCGGAUGUAUAUAACUUACUGAUAACUGGCCUGUGGAAAGAGGGUAAGGAACACGAGGCACAGCGAUUACUUGAUAUGAUGCUAAAAGAGGGCUGGCUUCCUGAUACGGCCACUCAUAAAUUAUUGAUUGGAUCUAAUGUUAGAGAAGGAAGAAGUCAAGCAACAUUGUUGUUUGAUGAUUCUGAUUCUGAUUCUGUCAGCGAUAUACUUGCAGAAGGCCUUGGAGAUUCAUGAAACUUCAGCAUUCCAUGAAAGGAAUCUUAUUGCUUAGCAUGCGAGUUUCAUAUUGCGGCUUUGUCCAACAGGGAUUAUAUAUUCAUCAAGUCUUAUAGCAAUUAAAACUGCUGGUAAGAUGCUAGUUUUAUCGAUCUUAGUUGCCAUGUUACACUAGAUGACUUUCAUUCUUUUAUAUUCAUGAUAGCGUUACAAUGCUACCAACUGAGUUAAAACAAAAUUCCCCAAGCUGUCCUGAAAGCAGAUGACUAAUCCCAUGCAUGCUACAGCACUUAGCAGAAUACAAGUUGCAUUUCAGCUUUGUUUGGCUCCAGUUUAGACCAGAUCAAGGAAGGAGAAGGGCGAUGAUUACCAGGUUUAUGCAAAUAGGCUGCCGCACUGUUGUCCCUUCUGAAAUCUCCCAUGAUCUAUGAUGCGAGAGCUUCUACAUGAGUUGGAUGUGGUUGCUUUCCUUCCCACAAAUGUUUAUUAAGGCUUCUCUAAAUUCACCACAAUAUGGUAGCAAAGAGAUCUACAGCUUCUGCACUUGCAGUAGAACAGAACUUGUAAAGCGCAGUAGCAAAGCAAAUUGCACUUGAGAAAGAAUUAGGUCAAGCUCCUUCCAGCAAUUUAGUACGCGUUGGAAGGCAAUUACGAGCAUCUCUCCAGCAAAAAGUUCUUACUUUAGGUGGAAAUGAAGUUCGAGUCACCUUCCAUGAAGUCUGCAUGCAUAUUCUUGGUUUUUGACUCAAGAAUGUAUGUUAGCAUAGCACGUCCUGCAGUCGUUGUCAUAUUAAAGUAUGACGCCCUCUAGUGUGAGGGGUACAUCUUGGGAAAAUUUGGAGCUACAACUUUAGAUUGAAAUAUUAACAAUAGGAGUAAGAGUUUCUCCCAAGACAUGUGAUAGACAAAGGGGCAUGGCUGUUUCUAGAGUUGGUGUUGCUGGGAAAUUCUGAGUAAGAGUGCUGCACAUUUGAUCUUUUUCCUAGUUUAUACAUGAGGCAUUUCGUGUAUCAAUUCCAUUCCCUUGUAAAGCCUCCGACCUAAUGUGAUUAUGCAAUUUUAUGUACUUUAAAUGCCUGGCUGUAAUUAGGUUUGAGCUUAUUUUUGUAUCAGAUGUUAGUCCAGUUUUAUACUUCUUCAUGUUCAUUUUCUUUGACUAUAAGGUGUCAAAUAAGACUAUGGUUAUCUGAGAUUUGAAUAACUGUAAUUGCUCUGAUUAUCGUUAUCAUUUU